Molecule: messenger RNA, 2185 nt
Organism: Mercenaria mercenaria
Lineage: Eukaryota; Metazoa; Mollusca; Bivalvia; Venerida; Veneridae
Exons: 3
Coding region: 1423-2115 (230 amino acids)
Molecular function (GO): DNA binding; protein dimerization activity
Source: RefSeq, a predicted model, not a curated record
CGAAGAGUUGUAAUCCCUGUUUAAUAUAAGAUACAGUCAAUUCGAGGAAUUUGGUUGAACGGCCGACCAUGUAGGUCAAGGCCCCCUCUAACGGUUAAGAAGCGCAAACCCUUAACACCAAUAAUAAGAGAAGGCCAGUCGAACGCCAAACUUAAGAUGCUGAUCUAGUGGCCAACCUAGGAAGUGAGCUUGAAUUUUAAGAUACUACCGCAGUAUCAAACCUUUAAAAGGCAUACCAAAAUUGUGGAUCAUAUAAAUUCUAUAUAGCUCACGUGAUCAACACGGACAGCGUAAAAAAGCAUUUUUGAACAAACAAACAAACAAACAAACAAAAUUAAUUCUCCUGUACGAGUGCGUUGGACCAGUAUCUCCUCUGAGAGACAUAAUAACAACAUCAGUAAUAAAUUGAUAAUCAUUGUGAUCAUCAUCCAAAUCGUCCAUUCCAGUAUCAUCAUAAGAAUCGUCUUGACCACUAGUCGUGUUCACCAACAUCGACUUUUUCUGUACAUAAAUCUACUAAAUCCGUUCUAGUAUACAUAGUAUUAUAACCAUCUGCAACGACAGAAACAUGACCAUAAUGGACAGCAUGAUAAAUUAUUACGCUUUAUAAGUAUUCAACUGCUAGUACCAACAACCAGGUCUAGGAAAGUGCUAAAUUUACAGAUUUUCUGUAAAUUUACAGAUCAACUGUAAAAUUACAGAGUCAGUGAUCUGUAAAUUUACACAAUGGCCAGUGGAGAAUGCCUCAAUUAUCUCGUGCAAGAGGUAAAUUUUCAUUUCCGCAAGAAAAGUGAAGAACAGCUGACAUGGAAAAAAAGGUAAAUAACGUAUGCAAUUACCAUUUUAUGAAGUUAUUACCUACUUUAAAGUAUUUUCAUAACUUUGAAGUACCUUCCUUCACCACUAUUAUUGUUUACAUAUGAAAUAUAAUCGAAAUUAAUAAAAAAAACAUGCAACUGCAGUAACGUUGUUUCCAUUAUCCACCAUGUUGAAUUAUGACUCACCAGUGCCUUGACUGGUUUUCUAUUAUAGAAAUGUAGCUGGGAGCUUGAUUUCCAGCAUCAGCAGAGUUGUCUUUCUUUAAUCUUAAGGUAGCUCUGCACGUUUUAGGAUCGAUUUUUUCUACAAUUAUAAGUUCUUUAAACUUUGAUUUUUUUUAAACUUCACGAUAUACAUAGAACGUUGAUAAAAUAAAAAAGAGAGGGCAGUUUUUUUUUAUAUUUUGCUAGGCAGAUUUGAAAAAUUUUGAGCUCGCAUAAUUUUUAUAAUGGAAUUUUAUGCCAAUAUGAUAAGUAAGAAAAUUUCCGGGAAUAGUUCUUUAUAAAAUGUAGAUUUAAAUGAAACUUCACAUACUGGUAGCUAUAUGUAAUGUGUUGAAAUAAAAAGUUUAGGUCUGUGUCCUUAUUUUUGUUAUAUUUUCCUAUGAUUUAUGUGAACCGCACUUUAACGCUUUAUAUAUAUUUCAGCAUCCCUAUCAAUUUGAGAGAAAAAGAAAAACUACCCAUGAAAAAAUGUCCAGAGGCAGCAAUGGCAAAGCGGCGAAGCGGUUCUGUAGUAAUGGAAUAUCUCAAAGAUAAGAAGAAGAGACAUGAUACAAGAUCAACAAGAAAAACAGGGCUGUUCAGUAAGGCAUUGGAAUAUGCAACACUAACCGGGGAUCCUAUAGAAUUAAUCAUCAGGGACGAAUAUUUCAGCAGUAAAGAGGCAGGGCUUGAAGUCGUAGACGGUGUACCCCAAAAGCCACCCAUGGAACAGAUAGUCCAGACAGGUGAAACUUCACCACUUGCCGAGCAACCUGGGUGCUCAAACCGUUUGCUUUCUCCCCAAGCUAUCAGGAGACGAACAGUGACUGAACCAAUAUCAACUGCAGAUGCCACGAUUCAGUGCUCUCUCUUCAUGGAUAUCCCUGACAUUCUUGGGAACGAUAAGCACUGUAGAGUUUGUGGCGCACCAUAUGAUCAGGAUUCAAGAAGCCAGCAGAAAUUGUGGAUCGGUUGUGAAACCGAUGAGUGCACCUACUGGCUACACGCAAAAUGCUUGCUAGGGGACAGUAAAGUCUUAACGCCUAAAUUUGUGUCAAAAUUGCCAUUCCGUUGUCCACUGCACAGAAAAUAAAUAAUUACAUAUAUCAGUAUAUAAAUAAAAAUAUUUAAAUAAAUGUUUUUUAUAUUUAUUUACCUGCAGA